GUCAAUGAUGUCAUUCAUGUAUUGAAUUUCUGGAAUUCUAAAAGAUGGUAGUGGAAAAGAAUAUAAUUUGUUAUAGUGUCUAGUGAUUGUGUUAGAUUUUAUUUUACAAUAAUUGUUAUUUGCCAUUAUUAUAGACUUAAAGCAUUUUUCGUGUGUUUUAUACGGUUUUUUAAGUAAAAUCUCGUGUAAAUUUUAUGUUUUAGGUAAAAUGGGAGACGAUUCUGAUUUAGCUUCAAUUCCUCCCCCACCGGGUACGACAGAAAAUCCACCGCUGCCGCCCAAUCCACCUUCACCACUUUCGUCUAAAACUGAAAACCCAAAUAAUCAAGCGGUACCCAAUUGGUCGCAUUAUUAUUACAAUAACUUCUACCAACAACAGCAGUAUGCCCAAUACUAUCCGCAGCUAUACAUGAUGCCUGGAUAUUACCAGGCGUAUUUGAACCAAUUCAAUAAAACGGAUGACAAAGUUCAGCCCCCUUUACCCCCCGAAUCCCCUAAUCCUCCCUUACCAAGCUCUCCGGCCGACGGCUCUCUAUCGAAUCAACCGAAACAAUUUGGAAUACGGUUCCAAUUAAACACUAAGCGUUUACCCCAAAACAACGGUAUUUUGCUAUUCAACCAGAAGAAUAGCAACUCUCCCAACAGCGGCGCUUCGAAGAAAAAAAGGAAACGGAACAGGACUAAUAAUUUUAACAAUUCCCAAAACAAUUUCUCGGCUCCACCAUUGCCUCCUCCGGAAUUGUCUCCUCCCAAGCCUGCGCCUCCUCCGGAAACCAUGCCUCCCGAACCGCCGUUGCCUCCUCCCGUCGAGGACAAAAAGCCUCCGUUGCCCCCUCAGGAAUCGACAGAAAAUAACGCAAAGAACGGCUACGGGAAUCCCUCCGACGAUUGGCCAGAGAGUUUGAAAGAUUACGUGCAUCGUAGUUACGCGAAAUGCAAAACCGCCAUCGAUAAAAACCAAGUUGAAAUCAUAUUGAAAGGUAAAAUUACUCAGGCUUAUCAGAAUAACCAGUUGCACAAGGAUUGGAGCAAAGAACCUUUGCCGAACAUUCACAGCGAACGACCUGCAUUUACUGGUCAGCCUAAAACUGUAACAGGCCAUUUGAGCCAGUUCCAGAAUAAAAAGAAAGGUAUCUCGCCCGGUUUGGGUGCCAGAUUAGGAGCAAGAGCAACCACUUUAAGAGGAAAAAGUAAGUCUUCUUCUAGGUCAAGAUCCAGGUCGCCGAUAGGAAAGAAGAAGUCUAGAUCAAAGUCCAGGAGUCCUAAGAGGAAUCGAAGCUACAGCGGGAGUUCAAGUAGCACCGCAGAAGAGUCUUUGAAAUUGCCAGCGAAGGUGCCGAAGAAGGCGAAAGGAAAAUUGGCGGAUAGGUUAGGUCCAACGAAAAUUAAAAAUGGCAAAGCUGCUAAGAAGCAAAAGGCCAAAGCCAAGAAACCUCAUUUCUAUUCGAAUUUCGGCAGCGAACUCGAGGAAAGCAAUGAAGUAUUGCAGCAAAGAGCUGCCAGGUUUAAUACAAUUAGUAAUGGUACAAAAUCGACGGAUAACGGAAUGAGUCCUACACAGGAUAAAUUCAACGAUAUUAAUUCAUCAAUCAACUUCGACUGGUCAGAUUGUCACAUUGUGGGCACUUGUCAAGACGUGGAGAAAUCUUUUCUUCGAUUGACUAAAGCACCUGACCCAUGUGAUGUUCGACCAAUUGAAGUGUUGCAAAUGUCGUUGGAGACCAUCAAGGAGAAAUGGCGGCUGAAACAGGACUAUUUCUAUGCAUGCGAUCAGUUAAAAUCGGUGCGACAGGACUUGACGGUACAAGGAAUAAGGAACGAAUUCACGAUAAAGGUUUACGAAACUCACGCGCGUAUCGCUUUAGAAAAAGGCGAUCACGAGGAAUUUAAUCAGUGUCAAACGCAAUUAAAAAUGUUGUAUAAUGAUAUAGGAGGAAUUAAUAGAAAUGAAUUCAUGGCGUAUAGGAUCCUAUAUUACAUAUUCACCAAAAAUACAUUAGAUAUAAUGACGACCAUGAAAUAUUUAAGUAACGAAGAAAAAUCUGAUCCUUGCAUAUCGUUCGCGUUAAAAAUUCGUUCCGCGUGGGGUUUGGGUAAUUUCCAUAAAUUUUUUUCACUUUAUCAACAAGCACCUUUAAUGACUGGCUACCUAGUCGACUGGUUUAUCGAGCGAGAACGAAAAGAUUAUCUAAAGUGUAUUAUUAAAAGCUAUCGGCAGUCCGUUUCUAUGAACUUCUUAAUGCAAGAAUUGGCCUUCCGAUCGGCAGAGGAGUGUAUAGAAUUUUUAAACCCGUUUUCUUUAAUUUUCGUGGAUUCUCAAAGGACUAUGAUCGAUUGUAAGAAUAGCAUGGCUGUUCUUUCUAAUAUUUAAUUCAUCCGCUCGUACUCCAGUGAUUUUUUAUCGUUUAGUAAAACCCAUAUAGUAAUGAUAACACAAUUUUGACCAAAUGUGGUCACCGAUUAAGUUGUCCUGCAAAAUAUUGGACUAUACCGGCGGGAUCUUCGUCUUUUUCUGGAUGCUGAUUUUAUUCGAUUCCAAAGAUCGACCACCUUUCGUGUUUUACAUUGGUGAUCCUUUCCAAGGUUUGGUGAAAAUCCCUUUGUAUUUUAUAUGUUUUUGUCAUGUUUUAGUGACAUUGGAUCUUUUGCAAGCAAUGGGCACACACAACACUUGUAAAUAUGUAAAUAAUAUUAAUAAAACAAGAUUGCCUAUUUC
Messenger RNA from Phyllotreta striolata, 2716 nucleotides. NCBI's taxonomy places the organism in Eukaryota, Metazoa, Arthropoda, Insecta, Coleoptera, Chrysomelidae. The record is from the annotation of a GenBank genome assembly.